AUGGACUCAGCAGACUACAAAAUAAACCCACUAAACCGAAUAAUUGGUCUUUCAGUUAUAUUAUCCGUUGGAUUCUUAUUGGUCAUAUUAGCAGGGAUAUAUGGGAACUGGUUUCCCAUAGUAAUUGGACUUAUAUUUUCAGUGGCAUACCUUCCGGUGGCAAUCACAAGGAGACUCAAUAGCUUCGAUCCAUUUAGUGCACCCAGUACUAAUGUAUUGGCAGAACUGGGUCAAUUCUUGACGGCAUUUUUGCUAGUUAGUGGACUAUAUUUGCCGAUUGUUUUACACCAUUCCUACAUUUUAACCACUACGGCCGCCGCAUUGACCAUAAUCGGUGGGGUAUUAAUUUUCGGAACAGUAUAUACGUUUAGUCAUUACUUUGAUGAACCAGAAGACGACGAUGGGUUGGGAAAUUUAUGA
Molecule: messenger RNA, 420 nt
Organism: Lodderomyces parapsilosis
Lineage: Eukaryota; Fungi; Ascomycota; Pichiomycetes; Serinales; Debaryomycetaceae
Exons: 1
Coding region: 1-420 (139 amino acids)
Biological process (GO): late endosome to vacuole transport via multivesicular body sorting pathway
Cellular component (GO): Vps55/Vps68 complex; endosome
Source: RefSeq, a predicted model, not a curated record